UUGUGUGUAUGUAUAUCUUUCGUGAUCCUGUGAAAAAAUGUACAUACAUAUAUAAUUACUGAAAGUAAGUUUGCUCAAUAAGAGCAGAAAGUGUAAUGCGGUGUAAUUGAAAAAUACCGAAUGGUGCACUUCCGUAUACGCUAACCUCUACUUUUGAUGCAUGUAUACAAUUUGAAAGCUAUGCAAUAUGACAGACUCCAAAUUACGGAUAUUAGCAUUACAUGGAUAUACACAGUCAGAUGUGAUAUUUAGUGCUAAACUAGGCUCAUUGAGAAAAGGAUUUAAAAAAGAAAUAGACUUUACAUUCAUAAAAGCACCACACAAGGUUUCAUCGACCAAUGGAGAAGGAUACGGAUGGUGGUUUAACACAGAAGACCAUUGUUUUAAAGCAACAACACCUAGUGAUUUAUGUGUAGGAUUUACUGAUAGUAUAAAUUUAGUAAAAGAGACAUUUUUGGAACAGGGUCCUUUUGACGGCAUAUUAGGCUUCUCACAAGGUGCUGCUUUUGUCAGUAUACUAUGCGUUAUGAAGAAAAAGCAAUUACUAGAAAUUGAAUUCAACUUUGCUAUCAUCAUAUCUGGCUUCAAGUCGCUAUGUGCACCUCAUUCAAUAUAUUAUAAUGAAGAGAUAGAUAUACCAUCAUUGCAUAUUUACGGAGAGAAUGAUCAAGUCAUUCCUACAGAGAUGGCAGGACAAAUUAGUCGUCUUUUCAUAGACAAGGAGGAAAUAUGCCAUGAAGGUGGUCAUUAUAUACCAAGUUAUUACAAGUUUUAAGAAAUAUACACUUAAUUGAUCGGCUAAUAAUAUUGUGAGAUAGUAUAACUUAGUUAAAUACAAAACUGUAGAAUUAAAAAUUAUUACUUAGAGCAUUCUAUUUUACAUUUAUAAUGAUUAUGAUUAUCAGUCAGUAGCCUGUAGCUUUUACUCCAAACUAGACUGUUAUGAUUAAGAGGGAAAGAACAGAGAAUGGACAUAAUAUUUAUAAUUUAUCACACUCUUUCCUUUAGAUUUUAUGUUGUAAUUAUAAAAUUCAUGAUUUAAUGACAUUGUGUAAUAUCUAUGCCACAAGACUCAGCAAUUUGAUAAUACAAGUAUAUAGUUGUAUGAAGGUUAAAUAAAGUUAAAUAGGUGACAUACACGUGUAUACAU
Harpegnathos saltator (Jerdon's jumping ant) is the source of this 1150-nucleotide messenger RNA. RefSeq names its product esterase CG5412. Bases 188 to 775 code for a protein of 195 amino acids. Gene Ontology annotation, cellular component: nucleus; cytoplasm. The record is from RefSeq and is a predicted model, not a curated record. The transcript is spliced from 6 exons. Gene Ontology annotation, biological process: response to retinoic acid. NCBI's taxonomy places the organism in Eukaryota, Metazoa, Arthropoda, Insecta, Hymenoptera, Formicidae. Gene Ontology annotation, molecular function: hydrolase activity.